Messenger RNA from Paraphaeosphaeria sporulosa, 922 nucleotides. RefSeq lists its product as uncharacterized. NCBI's taxonomy places the organism in Eukaryota, Fungi, Ascomycota, Dothideomycetes, Pleosporales, Didymosphaeriaceae. Bases 203 to 922 code for a protein of 239 amino acids. The record is from RefSeq and is a predicted model, not a curated record. The transcript has a single exon.
GGACAUGUAGGCCCUACUAUUCUCGUCUCGGAGUUAACGAUAAUCCAUGCGCAAGGCACAUUGGAAGAGCCAACGGGCGAAGGACGUGUAUAAAGGCGACCUUGUGCUACGUGAGGAUGCUCAUCUUAGCUCCGUACAAGACCAUCUUCUCGAAAAAUCAUCUUGAGUAGGAAAGCACCGAAUACUCGUUCUUUACUUUCCCAUGAGGAGCCGUCUUCGUCCGUCUGGCUUCAGUCACUCGAGGUCAUUCUCCGCGCCCACUGUUCCCAGCCUCAGACUGACACCGCCCACACCACACCGCUCAUACCACCACGAGAAAGACUACGACCCGGACGAUUCUAUCCCCACAUCUGCAGCCGCCAUGCCCCGCCCAAACCGAUAUCGUCGCCCUAGCCCACGAACAAGUGGCCACCACCCCUACGCCAUCAACGGACAAUCAUCUCCAUCACCAACGUUCCCACACGAACAAUAUCAAUCUGUCAACCCCGGAUUUUUCCGCGGACAACUUGAUGGCAAAACCAUUGCAGCUUUUAGCAUCGUCAUCGCACCAGAUGGCUAUACUGUCACUAUUCAGGGACAGCUCGUCCCUAAACCAGCCAAGUACCCUUCGCAAGACGUCCAGGAGCGGCGCUCGCUGUCGCAGCCUGCAUCACCCGUCAUAUUUCAGAGCCCCAUCGAACACUCGGUUGCUGCACUGGGUUUGCAGAAUCCACCCAACUCGCCUACGGAUGGCGAGACCGUGCCGCCCAAACAACAACCACGUCUGGCCCCUGAGAAGCCGGAACACGCUGUGCCGUUGGCCGAGGAUCACUCUCAAUUCGCCCAGAUGUACCUAGACCAGUACAACGCAUACCUGACUCAGUAUCAAACACAGCAGCAGUGGAUGUGGCCUGUCGAGCAGAUUCCUGCCAGUCAUGCAUAA